UGCAAGGACGAGCCUUGCAAAACUCACGAGCUCCCACAAAGCCAAGCUCAGUCCAGGUUUAGAGCUGCAGGAGUAAAUUUGAGCCUCAAAACUCUGAAAUGAGAAGAAUCCAAGGCCAAACAACGGCGGUCACGUGCUGGUGAGAAAAGGCCUGGUGGUCCAGCCGGGGAUAUAAAAACCAUUCCUGACUCAGGGAGCUUCCAGCGGGUCCUGUUGGCUUCUCCUCGGUGAACUGAGUCCAGCCCAGCCGCAAGAUGUCCUGUGAGAAAACCGUGUGCGCCGAGCCCUGCUCGCUGUCCGGCCCUGAGCCGCGCGCCGCCGCCUGCACCGAGCCCUGCGUGGUGGCCUGUCCCGACUCCCGGGUCAUCAUCUUCCCACCCCCCGUGGUCGUCACCUUCCCGGGGCCCAUCCUCACCACGUACCCGCAGGAAACCGUGGUGGGCUCCACGGAGUCGGCCGAGCUGGCCGGGGCGCUGGAGGCGGGCGUGCCCAUCGGGACGGGGCAGAAGGGCCUGGAGUGCCUGGAGUCCUGCUGUGUGCCGCAGUUCGUGGCCAAGUGUGACCCCCCAUGUGUCACCCCGUGUGCCCCGCCCUGCGUCACUCCCUGUGCCGCUCCGUGCGCUGUCCCGUGCGCCACCAAAUGUGCCCCGCCCUGUGCCCCGCCCUGUGCCCCGCCCUGUGCCCCGCCCUGUCCCCCACCCUGUGCCCCGCCCUGUGCCCCGCCCUGUCCCCCACCCUGUGCCACCAAGUGCGCCCCGCCGUGCCCCGUGCCCUGUGCCACCCCCUGCGCCACCAAGUGCGUGACCAAGUGCGUCCCCACCUGCGCCCCGCCCUGUGCCACCCCGUGUGCCACCAAGUGCGUCCCUGAGCGCUCCUACACCUUCUCCACCCGCUGGAAGCACCCGUGCCAGAGGGGCCUCUGCAAGAAGAUCUGAGCGCUUUUGAGGAAAUAACCCUGGAAAGGAACAAGGGAAGAAGCGAAGGAAUAUGGAAUGUGAUCCGAAGGCUGCCGGAGAGGGAAGCGCCGCUGGAAACCAGGACCUUGCAUUUAAGUCUAGGAUAGAGCUUUAGUUUAGUUCAGGCUUUUCUUUCUUCUUGGGGCUUUGCAUCUUCUGUCUGUGCUUUGGACUUUCUCUGCCCAGUUCGACACCGAGCGUGGAUCGAAACCGAGGGAUUUUGGGAAUGGUAGCGAUUGGAAGGUCUCGGCAAGUGCAAGGGGAGGGAUGUUGGGCUGGAAAGGGGCAGGCUGGAGCGGGUGAUUGGUUCGGGCUUUUCUAGGAGUUGGCUCCUCUUUGCAUUAUUCUCUCUGCCAAUGUUGACUCCACUUUGCAUUCAAAUUAAAAUGCUUCUGCAUCAAA
Molecule: messenger RNA, 1358 nt
Organism: Corvus hawaiiensis (hawaiian crow)
Lineage: Eukaryota; Metazoa; Chordata; Aves; Passeriformes; Corvidae
Product: keratin-associated protein 10-3-like
Exons: 3
Coding region: 255-935 (226 amino acids)
Cellular component (GO): intermediate filament
Molecular function (GO): structural constituent of cytoskeleton
Source: RefSeq, a predicted model, not a curated record